Messenger RNA from Schistosoma margrebowiei, 2818 nucleotides. Lineage: Eukaryota; Metazoa; Platyhelminthes; Trematoda; Strigeidida; Schistosomatidae. The record is from the annotation of a GenBank genome assembly.
GGCGGUUGGUAAAAGUCAUUUAAAGCCCUAGCUAUUCAUUUUGAACCUUUUACGCUCAUCUGGAAGACUGUUCUUGAACCCUUAACGAGUCAGGUGGCUUUAAAAUGAAGAAUAUGUCGUCUAGCAGUAUUCACUAUUUUCGGAUAAUCUUUGAAGUAUUAAAUUCUAACGGUCCUGUCUUAUACGAUACAAAAUGUUUUUAAAACCAUUCUCCGUGAGAUCUAAUUCUCAAAUUAAGUCUUGUGAAAAGAAGCAACUUCUAAACUCAUUCUAUGAUCAGUAUGAAUUAGAUCCUACAAAUAUUUUGGAAAUCUUUAAAACAAAAGAUGUUCACCGUUUAAAAGUUAUAACUUCUUCAGAAAUAAAAGUGAAUAUCUACAAAUUUGGAAAUAUUCCUUUAAUUAUUGAAAAUGAAAAAGAAUGCCUCCCCACAGUUUACCUUCUAUGGCAUCUGCCGAGCCUCCUCCCACACUUCAAAGUACAUGAGAACUUAGUUCCCGUUCUAAUGAAAGGGGCUGACCUUAUGCUUCCGGGAGUAGUAACUGAUGGUCCGAUUCUCCCUUAUACAUUUAAUAAGAUAGAGAAGGGUGUUCUUUGUUGUAUCAGCACAACUUCCAACCGCGCACCAAUAGCUAUCGGGCACACAGCUAUGUCAAACUACGAUAUGUACAUGAGUGCCGGUAAGGGGAAAGCUGUAUCCGUGUUUCAUGUUAUAGGCGAUCAUGUGUGUUCCCUGGUGUCAUCAUUUAACCGUCCCAUUCUCCCGUGGCCUAUUAUCGAUGAGAGUUCUCCUAAAACAAAUGAAGAAAUAGACAAUGUCGAUGAUGGGUCGAAGUCCCCAGUAAAUAUAUUGUCUCAACAAAUAUCGGACGAUAAAAAUAUCAGCGAAGAAUUGAAUGAUCUUUAUUUCAAAGAAGCAGUUGAGUUACAACCAUCACUUGAUCUUGAUAAAAUUCUACGGGAGUGUUUUUUGAAAGGUCUUAAGUUGAUCAAAGCAAAUCAACUUCCAAUACCAGUGAAUAUUUUCUAUUCUCAAUACGUUCUGGUGCAUAAAUCUCCAUCAGUGGAUCUAGAUAUCAGGAAAACAAAAUUUAAAAAGGUUGGCCUAUUUUUAAGAGCUAUGCAAGAUGAAGGUUUCGUUGAGGUGACUGAACCGAAGUCUGGUGUAUUGAUGUUAAAUCAUAUUAAUAAAGAUCAUAUUGAAUUACGAGGAGUAACCGUUCCUGCUUCAAUAAUAGAUCCUAAAGUUGAGUGUCAUUGGCCAGAUGACUAUAUGGGCCCUCCCCAAAUUGAAGAUAUUCGAAUAAUUAAAGGACCUGUUACAGCUUUAUUUUCACAGUUUGGUUAUAAAUCAGGUGAAUGUAUUAGCCAAUCAGAAGCUAGACGAACUAUUGAUAACUAUGUUCGAAACAAUAAGCUUCAGUUGACUACAGAUCCGAGAUUAGUUCAUUUAGACAAAUUAUUAACGAGCAUAUGUGAGCCGAAAACGUUUAUUGAAUCCCCUGAAAGUACCAUAACAAAUCCAAUUUUUCACAUUCGUUUUGGUGAUCUUAUUUCUCAAGCUUUAAAAAACUUAACUACUGCUUAUCGUAUAAUUUAUCCGAAUAUGUCCACCCCUGUCAUCUGGAAUAAAAAAGAGCCACCUCAUAUACAUUUGUAUACUGUUACGAAAGCUGGAAAGAAAUUGACUCGAAUAGCGGAAUUGGAAGAUUUUCACAUUAAUCCAGAUUCAUUUUCUAAACAACUGAAAAUACAUUUAGCCUGUUCAGCCGGGAAAACAGACGAUCAACAAUACCCUGGUAAAACUGUCAUUCAAGCCCAAGGUGUUCACCUUGUAGCUAUCUCGAAAUUACUUACAGAAUCGUAUUCAAUACCAAAGCGAUUUAUUAAAGGCUACACAGAACCAGAUAAAAAGAAAAACAUAGUUUAUUAAGCCAAAUAGCAUACUUUGACUUUGGCUGAACCAAAACUGUUCGACAGUCCAGAGAAUAGCUUAGAGUUGAACCUGUAGGAAAUUGCUUCCUACACUGCAGUUCUGGCCAAGUAAGGACAAAACUGCGACACAAGACAACACUAAACGAUUUUCUGCAUUAUACGUUCAGUGGUUUUCUACUACUAUCUCCAGAUCGUAGACAAGACUGUAAACUAUUGGGUGAUGUUAAGAGGAAGUUUUCCGGGUCACAAAGUAACAAACAAAGAAGACAUUCUCUCCAACGAAUCCGUGAAGUUGUUUUGUUGACAGCGGAAUCACUUGAUACACGUAAAAGUAGUGGGCCGAAGCGUUUUACAAUCUUUGGGAAAAAACAUAUUGAAAAGUAAAUAUCUCAGCAUAAAUUGAUACAAAGAAAUGACGAAAUUUUAUUUUAUAUGGCAUGCACGCACAAUGAGUGCUUCGAUGGGAAAUGAAAAAGGGAAUGAUCACAUCAAACAAGAAUAUCAAGCCACAUACUGAAAUGUAAACCUUUUGAUUAAGCGAUAUGAGAUUACUAGUCUUAAAAAAUAUCAGGUGAUUGAUUAUCGCAUCGGGUUAGAGUCAUGGUGUAAACACCAGCACUGGAAUGCAGGUACAUCCAACUGACGAAUCUCAAAAAGGACGAAAAGUAUAUCCUGAUAUCUACAGUUAGCCACUGUAGAACUCCAAUUAAUACGAAAUAGUAUGCUUUAGUAGUUUAUAUUAAUAUUACUACUCAUUUAUUUUGCCUUCAUUAACAUUAUUUUUUUCCUACUGUUAGUGAUAUUGUUGGUUUAGUAACAGUUUAUUUAAAUUUGAUUCUUCCUUAACUAUGCAGAUAAUGAAUACACGUCUAUACUAUGUUUC